Messenger RNA from Lasiosphaeria miniovina, 2033 nucleotides. RefSeq lists its product as uncharacterized. NCBI's taxonomy places the organism in Eukaryota, Fungi, Ascomycota, Sordariomycetes, Sordariales, Lasiosphaeriaceae. The coding region runs from base 471 to 1694 and encodes 407 amino acids. The transcript has a single exon. The record is from RefSeq and is a predicted model, not a curated record.
GGUUCGUACUCCCCAAUGUGGUUAAUCACAUGGUGUCGACAGUAGGCAACGGUGCGACGCUAAAGGGAUUCCGGACUCCAUUUCGCGUUGCCCCGUUGCGUUGUUCUCGUGUACCGGGCCCGCCCUAGGUUCCAGGUUGUUUCCAGGCGCUUGAAUUCAGUUCUAUCUUGCUCUGCUUCGCCUCCCGUCCGAGCUUAACUGCCAAAAAAAGAAAACAAGGGGAAAGAAUCAGUGUCUUUUACCCAUCACUACCUACUCCAGACUUGUUAGUGGGGCCUGUGGCUCGCUAUCAUGGCAGCGAGUUAGCAACUGAGCGAGGCGUCUCCGCAGGUUCUUGCUCGAGUGACUAACCCCCAGGGCGCUGCCUUCAUGGCAAUACCAGGGGGUUCUGGGUUUCGUGGGUUCUACGCGGCCAGCAAACAGAGCCCGCAUGCCGUCACAAAGGGUGAUCGAUCCCGCCUUCCCUUCGGAUGACCGCCUCUCGUGGCCGAGAUGAACCCCAGCACUACCACGGCACAAACCAUUGCCAGCCAUGGCACGGUGCAGAAGGGGCAGGCGGGCUGGCGCUCUCUUUUCUCCCACACCCGUUUCUGAUGGCUGGCAGGGGCCCUAGAGUUGACUCUGCUUGCUCGCACUGUUGGAGAGCCGUUCGUCGUCGGGGAACAUGCAGGGUAGCUAAGGUAGACACGCGCAUGGCCGCUUGUUGCUUGCCUGCCCGAAAGUACCCCGGCCCGCCAGACAUCCAUACAGCUAACCCGAACCUCUUUGCUGCGUGCUGUGCUUCUCCCACAGUGUCUAACGGCCGGCCGUGGUUGCGUCCAUGUAUGUACCGGGACAGCCAGAGAUACAUCUGUCUACCCGGGACACCAAAGACCGCAUUAUCCCGCUCCCAAACAAAAAUACGCUCGGCGAUAUCCCACCACUAUGGACCAACAGCUUCAUCACCACCAGUCUCUGCCACAUUCGUGAGUGCCUUGGCCACUACCAACAGACAUCUCUGCGAGUCACAUCCAAAGAAGCACACCGAGUCCAUUGACUGGCCUCGGGAAGCCCCUCCCACGCAGAGGUUGGACUACGGAUACUACUCGCCCGGAUUCUUAGGCACACCAUCCUUCGCCAUCAAAGUCACCUCCAUUCAGGUCACUGCAUCUCAUCUUAUGUUUGAACGGCUAGCAGCAAACUUAUAUAAAGGGUGCCUUCGAACCUGUCCAAGUGUUUUGUCUUCAGCUUCAACUGCCUCAUCACAAUUCCCCAUCUACCCAGCUUCCUUCUGCCACAAAAGACUUUCAGACUUCAUCAACUCACUCCUCGCGCCAAAUUCCGCAAGCUACAAGCUUUCAACAGCCUCAAAAUGUGCCAAAUCUGGAUCAUCUCCUUCACGGACUGCCAUCACAGCAGUGAGCGUUAUGCAGAAUGUGCUCAGCAGAGAGCUUCGCCAACUCUCACCUGUCCCCUUGGCACCCCACGCGUUCUCUAUCACCAAGAAGAAGGUAGCUGCGGCUGCGGAGGACGCAGGACACGGAGACGCCAUCUUUGAGCUGUGUAUGUCUGGUCACGACAACACGACCAAACGUUGCCUUGUUAACAAUACUACGCAGAUCUCGUACUCUUUUCUGGACCUUGUUAGGGACUCAGGAUCACACAGAGGUUCCCUGGGGCAAGCGAAUAACUCGACUGAAUACCGCAAGCCCUGACAAACUACCUACCAGUCGUGUUUUCUUAGCCCUCAGUCUUCAUUUCACAAACAGCGCCUAAGGGGGCAAGGGGUUAUGGUAAAGGCCAUUGUAACUUGUUAUGGGGAGUCGGUCUGGCAUUGGUUUCUCCUUCUUGACUGGUCGAGGGAAGGAAUAAUCGGUUUCUGACUUGAUUACCCGGGGGUAGGAGGUGGUGGUUCUAUCUAUUAUCUUCUUCUUCUAAGUACCUAGCCUUUUCCAUACAUAGACGAUAAUACACACACAUGUUCGCCUAUAUCCCUGGUCUCUCUCCGACUGCCAAAUGGGCAGUGGCAGAUAUGUUCAAUGCUCAGCUACGCC